AUGUGGCUGCCCGAGAAUGCGAAGACGUUCACGAUGGUGAAGUUCUACGACAGCUCCUACAGCUACGACUACUCUUUUCCCGCCGUCACCCUCGCCUACUUCCUCCGCUACCCGAACCCUUACUCGACCCAUGUGCUCUCCACCGAUGUCAUCGAGCGCCGCUUCGAUCCCGACACCCAGGAGCUGCACACGGUGCGCCUGCAUCUGAAGCGUUCCAAGCUGCCGGCCGCCGUGCUGAAAAUCCUGCCGCGGUCGCUGCUGGGCGCCUCCAGCGCCGGCGACACCCAGAGCUACAUCCUCGAGCACAGCGUUGUCAACAUCCGGGAGGGGUGGAUGGACACUGUCAGCCAGAAUCUUGAGUGGACUGGGGUGCUCAGUGUCGUCGAGCGACAGCUCUUCCGCCGCCCAACCGACAUCUUCCGCAGCAACAAGUGCGAGAAGAGUGCCGCUGCCCAUGGCCUGCUGGACUCUGGUCUCAAUGAGACCACGGAAGUCAAAACAUCCGUCACUCUGCACUCGAAGAUCGGCGAGAACAUCCGGAAGAGGCGUGCCGCCAAGGCUGCUGCCGAUGCAAAGGCUGCCGAGCUCGACGAAGAGCAACCGCCCAAGGUUGGCUUCUUCAAGUCUUGGUCCACCGCCUCAAUCCAGCGGUCCAUCGAGCUCAUUGGGCUCAAGCGUGCCGAAAAGAGCCAGCCGAAUGCCAAAGAAGGCAUGAAGAUUGUGUUGCAGCGGAUGCGCCAAGGCGGACUCGUCGCCGUGUUGGAGGGCAUGCGCCAGGACCGCGAGAAGAUCCUCAUGGGACGCAACGCCAACGACGUCAACGAUCGUUCAUAA
Messenger RNA from Lasiodiplodia theobromae, 834 nucleotides. RefSeq names its product MSF1 domain protein. The transcript is spliced from 2 exons. Gene Ontology annotation, cellular component: mitochondrial intermembrane space. Gene Ontology annotation, biological process: phospholipid transport. The record is from RefSeq and is a predicted model, not a curated record. Lineage: Eukaryota; Fungi; Ascomycota; Dothideomycetes; Botryosphaeriales; Botryosphaeriaceae. Gene Ontology annotation, molecular function: phosphatidic acid transfer activity. The coding region runs from base 1 to 834 and encodes 277 amino acids.